AUGGAUCCUGACCGGAAUCGAAAUGCCACACCUGCAUCCAAGGCAGAUCACCUCUGUGUCCUAGUUCAUGGACUCUGGGGUAACCCCUCUCAUAUGGACUUCAUAGCCGCUUCGUUGCGAGAGCGCUAUGACGAGGACCAUCUGCAUAUUCUCGCUUCCGACCGGAACAAUGGCAAUCUCACCUACGAUGGCAUCGAGGUUUGCGGUGAGCGACUGGCUCAUGAGAUUGAGGAAACGCUGGAAACAUUCGGGGACCAAGGGCAGAAGAUCCGGAAGCUGAGCGUGGUGGGGUAUUCUCUCGGAGGAUUGAUAUCCAGAUAUGCGCUGGGUUUGUUGUAUGCUCGGGGUUGGCUCGACAGACUGGAACCUGUGAACUUUACAACAUUUGCAUCACCACAUCUUGGUGCCAGGGUGGCAGUCGGAGGUGUUCAUAGCUUCCUUUUCAAUAACUUGGGGCCUCGAACUGUAUCGACAUCUGGAAAACAACUGUUCAUGAAAGACACUUUCCGGGACUACGGAAAACCAUUACUCAGUGUUUUAGCAGACCCGGGUAGUAUCUUUGUUCAAGCCCUCACAAAGUUCAAGUAUCGUUCCGUCUAUGGGAAUAUCAUCAAUGAUCGGACCACGCCUUUAUAUACCACCAUCUUCUCGAGCGUCGAUCCCUUCAGGGACCCUGAAAAUGUGAACAUUAACUAUGUGACGGGCUAUGAGCCUGUCGUGGUUGAUCCUUACGUCUACACUCUACCAUCUAAGCCAAAAGCAAAACUGCCUUUUAUGCGACGCGCAUGGGGGGAGGUCCUAGUAUUCGCUAACAAUUUGAAGUUUUGGUCCAUUUAUACUCUUGUCUUGACGAUUGCCAUUCCGACUUUCCUCGUCUAUGCCUUCAUUCAGACCUGCCGCAGCCAAGCACGGAUACGCAUACACGAAGAGGGCAUAUCUGAAGACCCUUUCAAACGCUACCGCAUUCCCAUCGUUGUCAAGAAGGUACAAACGGUGAUAGAAGAAGUCUUUGAAAACGCAGCUUCCAGACAAGACCCGGAUUAUUUGACACCAAGUGCGACACGCUCAGUAUUGGAGUUCCAGUCCGAGACAUCAGAAACCAGAUCAUCCAUGACUCUGCAGGAUGCAGAAACAUUCUCUCCAACGCAGAGCGCUGAACACGAUAAUAAACUAACAGGCCGCGCGUCAGCAGCACUGCCGGACGGCUCCAGUGUGGAUCAACAAUACCCCACACUCGCCCUUACCCCAGAUCAAUUCUCCAUUAUUAAAUCGCUUAACCGCGUGGGUUUCCACAAGUACCCGAUCUACAUCCACAACCACAGGCACUCGCACGCUGCGAUCGUCGUGCGGAUCCAAAAAGAGGGGUUUGAAGAGGGCCACACCGUGAUCAAACACUGGCUUGACUGUGAAUUUGAGCUCUAA
Molecule: messenger RNA, 1422 nt
Organism: Aspergillus ochraceoroseus IBT 24754
Lineage: Eukaryota; Fungi; Ascomycota; Eurotiomycetes; Eurotiales; Aspergillaceae
Product: lipase ROG1 family protein
Exons: 2
Coding region: 1-1422 (473 amino acids)
Molecular function (GO): monoacylglycerol lipase activity
Source: RefSeq, a predicted model, not a curated record